This is a messenger RNA of Lagopus leucura (white-tailed ptarmigan), 759 nucleotides long. Its product is annotated as PHD finger protein 7-like. The transcript is spliced from 7 exons. The coding region runs from base 1 to 759 and encodes 252 amino acids. The record is from RefSeq and is a predicted model, not a curated record. NCBI's taxonomy places the organism in Eukaryota, Metazoa, Chordata, Aves, Galliformes, Phasianidae. Gene Ontology annotation, cellular component: nucleus.
AUGCCGAACAUGGCGGAGAAGAAGGAGGAGACCCCCGACUCCGGGGAGCCAGUGUGCGUGCUGUGCGGCCGCGCACAGGUGAACCCGGACAUCUGCGGGCAGGCAUUUGCCAGCGGUGGGCUCUGUGCCCACGAAUUCUGCUUGGUCUUUGCCAACGGGCUUCUGGAGUGGAGAUGCCCAGCGGGGGAAAUUUUUGGCUUCCCCAUUAGCGCCAUCCAGCGCACGCUCCAGCUGGCAGGCCAGAAGAACUGCUUUGUCUGUGGCCAGAGGGGAGCUGCCAUCAGCUGCGCGGAGACAGGCUGCGAGCGCAGCUUCCACCUGCCCUGCGCCGAGGACGGGCAAUGCGUCACGCAGCACGUUGGGCCGCACAGGUCCUUCUGCUGGGAGCAUCGCCCUCGGCAGGCAGCGGAGGCAGCUCCGUCGCAGAACACCAUCUGCGUCAUCUGCCUGGAGCCCGUGGGGGACAGCACGUCCUACCACACCAUGGUGUGCCCGGUGUGCAAGCAGGCCUGGUUCCACCGGGGCUGCAUCAGGAAACAUGCCCUGCACGCCGCCACCAUGCGAUUCUUCUGCCCUGUCUGCGGAGGAAAAAGAAGAUUCCGCUCCCAGAUGACCACCCUGGGCAUCCAAAUCCCAAUCAGACGACCAUCUUGGUGGGACGACGCAGCAUACCAGCCGCUGCGAGAAAGCCACAGGCGCUGCGACGCCAACCCGUGCAUCUACCUAGGAGGCAGGGGGAGGGCACAGGAGAGGGGGUGA